Messenger RNA from Bombus terrestris (buff-tailed bumblebee), 18887 nucleotides. RefSeq names its product DNA N6-methyl adenine demethylase (gene Tet). Gene Ontology annotation, molecular function: DNA binding; zinc ion binding; DNA 5-methylcytosine dioxygenase activity. The transcript is spliced from 13 exons. Bases 2615 to 10882 code for a protein of 2755 amino acids. The record is from RefSeq and is a predicted model, not a curated record. Lineage: Eukaryota; Metazoa; Arthropoda; Insecta; Hymenoptera; Apidae. Gene Ontology annotation, biological process: oxidative demethylation; positive regulation of transcription by RNA polymerase II. Gene Ontology annotation, cellular component: nucleus.
GCGACUCCGAACGGACAAAGAAUACUCUUGGAGCAUACAGUCACCGCGCGGCGAGCACACUCACCACGGGGCAGUCCGCCGAACCAAAGGUGAUUUCUCGAUCGACGCGCGACGAUUCGUAUGACUGGAGUGGAAUAGGAACGAAAAAGAACGGUGUUACUAUUGUUAUGGUCAAAUAAACGGAGAAGUUUCUUCUUUGAAUGGCUCUCGUAAAAACACGUGUAUGUUCCGCUCGUGGUUCAUCGUUUCGAUCGUUUAGUGUGUUGAUAAAAGAAGGAACAACAAAGUGAUCGGGAAGUAUAUGUAUACGUACGGUGAUACGAGACGGAGAAACAGUGGGGAAAAGGAGCAAAAUUUCGUGGUAAAAGCAAAUCGAAGGGACAGGAUAGGGACACGGGUAGCAGGAAGAACGAGAACGGCAGAGACAGUGUUAAACGGUUUCCGCGACCAGAGUUCCUACGUCUUGUCGUGUCGAUAUUAUCGGUGAUUGUGGAUGAACGUUGGUUUUUGGCGCCUCUGAGAUCGAUCGCAGUGCCGACCGAUCGAAGAAAAAUUUGGAAUGUAACGCCGGUAGGGCAUUAGAACGGCAACGGUAGUGGCUGUAGUGGGUCCGCCGCGGCUACGACAGCGACAACGGCAAAGGCAACGACGGCGACAGGGCGACCGGACGGGUGGAGUGUGCAGCAAGAGGGAGAGAGCACGGAGGACCACUCUCGCUUUCGUUCGGCUCUCCCUCUUUAUCUUUCCUUCUCUCCUCUGUCCCUCUCUCCCUCCCUCUCUCUCUGCUUCUCUCCUUUCUCCCUUGCUCGCGCAGCGGCUGCUGCUGCUACUCGUCGACUAGUAGGAGAACGGAGAGAGAAAGAGAACACAAGAAAGAGAGUGAGAGAGCGCCGGAGGAAGAGAAUCGUCGCGCGGAAGACAGAGCUGGAGCGUGUGCCCGUCGAGCAACAAAGAGAGAAAUACCUCGUCCAGCCGAAGAAACCGAAGAGAAGGAGAAGGAGAAGGAUCGUACAAAUCAACCGCCUUCUAACAAGCCACAUUAACCUCAAGUGAUUUCUAUUUUCUUACGAAACGCGAAAGAAGUAAUUAGUGUGUUUAUAUCGACGUAAAACAAAGAAAGAAAGGAAGAAAGCGAAAAGAAAGAAGAAAGAUAUUCCAAGAGCUUAAGUUCAGAAGAAGACAAAGCAUUAAGAGGUAUAGUAUCUAAUUAGUGUACAAAGUAUAUCUGAAAUAAAAAAAAGAAAAAAUAAAAAAAAGUCCGCCAGUGCCAAAACGAAAGACGAAACGAAAGAAAAAAAAACGAAAAAGGAAAGGAAACAGAGUAAGAAAGCAAAAAAAACGGAGAAACGCGUUUAACACGAUUGUUGUACGUUUAAGAGCAGAUUUAAAAAAAAAAAAGACAAACGAAACAAAAGGUAAAAAAGAAGAAAGAAGAAGUAAAAACCGUAAACCAAAGAAUCUACCAUUUCUUUUUUUCUACUAAUCACUCAGCGAGCUAACGAUAUACUCACUAACCAGCUAGACGAGCGGCGAUCUCUUCGCGAACAGAUUUAAUUAGAAGAAGAAAAAAAAGCGCAAGACAGAAGCAUACGAAAUAAGUAAAUGAAAAAAUCUGACCGACAAAGUUUUCUAAGCUUAUAAUAAACAAAUUUUACGUGAUAGGCAAACUAAAAGUAAGGGUAGACGUUCUUUUUUUUAAAAAAACAAAAAAAAAAAAGAAAAAAGGAGAAAAAAGUAAAACAGAUGCACCUACUCUUAAAGAGCGCGUAUGAGAAUAUCUAAUUAAGGAAAGAAGAAGAGUCCCAUCCAAAGCGAAAGACAGACGGAGAGAACGCAGGCCGCCCUAUAUAUCCGGAAAAGGGGACUCGCAUAUAAUUACUCCCAGAGAAACCGAUCUACUUCAGUUCGUAGCCUAAACCUGUUGAGUACAAACGACAGAAAUAGAGUUAUAGAGAGCGAGAGAGAGAGCGAGAGCGUACGUACGAACGAGAGAACGAGAGCAAGUGAGAAUAACGACAAGAGUGAACGCGAAAGAGGAACGAAGAAAAGCUCUAAACGAGAGGCAAGAGGAAGAAAUUCAGGAAAGUCACACAUACACGCUGAUACACAUCGAUACAAACCGAUACACACGAAAAAGAAACACAUACACCGAGACAACGCAAAGGUACGAAGCUAGAAAGAAAGGCAACACCAGCAGAGAAAACACACCAGAAGAAUCGUUAGGAGAAACCCGCGUUUCAGUAUCGACCAACGGAAGGUUUGAGGCACGGAAAGGCAUCGAUAGAGAAAGAAUAUUCGACCCGUUCUCCCAGAUGUCACGGUGCUGUGGAAACGAGUCCCGAGCACGCGUCGAGCAAAGCGGAUAAUCCCGAUAACGAGCGUCCAGUCACGAUCGUGGAAAAACGAACGUCUAUAAAAUCACCCGAUAGAGGAAACAAGAUCGAAAGAUUGGAAAUUCGUGUGCGUAUACAGCCGCAUACGCACCGUAUAUUCUUUCGUGCUGUCGUUGAUUUCGUCCCGGACCAGUGUCAAAAACAUAGUAUUCUCGGAAGCAGAAAAGUAACACGACCUCCUGCGUGCAGGGGGUUCACGUCGAGAUGACGUGGCGGGGAAGAUGAGCGCCGAGGUAACGAAGGAGGUCGUCGCCACCGAGAGGGUAACAGGAAGCCCUCCGGCGGCGGUCGCGACCUCGCCGAGCUCGGUCGGUCCAGGUGAUCCGGCGCGUCACCUGCCGCCAUUCAGCAGCUUCGCCGGGGACAACGCGAUGGACAGCUCGACAACACUGACUACCCUUCACUCCCAGGACGUUGGACUCGGUCUGACAUCCUCCUGGGACUACUACGAGGGACUGACGGGUCGCUUGAUCGAUUCACGGGGUGAGGUGGUUCUCGCCAGCCAGUACAGGCCAUGGGAGUCGAAGAAUGCCGUUGGUGGCGGUGCGCCGACCGCCGCGCCAGCCGCCGAAGGUCUGCCCAGCUUCGCGAGUCAAUUUACGGCUCCUAGCGAGGCAGAGCCUCAAUUAACCGCGCUCACGCCAUUGUCGCCAGCCUCGAUAUCGCACUCUCCACCUGUCACGUCGGCGGUCGGCCUGCCUAGCUUCCACACGCUCGGCACGCCGCUCCCAGCCCCGCAUCCGCAUAGAGGCAGCGUCGGUUAUCCUUUGGUACCGGCUCCCGUUCAAGCUAGAGAGGUGCCGGCGCUUCAACAGCAGCUACUCGACGAAAGGCACAUUCAGUUGCUGGGUUCCAGUCCGGUGCAGGCGUUCCCGCCUCCGCCUCCUGGACAUCCUCAUCACACGGUGUUGACCGUGGUGAAGCCAGAGUAUCCUCAGUUGCAUCACGCCAAUUUCCAGAACCCGAUGUCCACGGUGCUUGACUCGUCACCUACAUCCAGGCCGAUCGGCAUCGACGGCAGGAAAAAAGAGCGUAGAAAAAUGCGAGCCGGCUCGAUGGAGUCCGAAGACAGCGCUGGCGCCGGAAAUGUCGAGAGUUCCGGGCAAGUAGCCGCGGUUUCAUCCACUGCGAACAGAGGGGCCCAUCACCUUGGUGGCGGCAUGGCUGACGCCGACGGUGACGGCGGACUCAGCGACAAACCGGCUAAGAAGAAACGCAAGAGGUGCGGCGAGUGCAUCGGAUGUCAACGCAAGGACAAUUGCGGAGAUUGCGCGCCAUGCCGCAACGACAAGAGCCAUCAGAUCUGCAAAAUGAGGCGGUGCGAGAAACUCACCGAGAAAAAGCAUCUGUACCACCUGCAAACAGGCGAGGGUGCGUUCAGAGAGAGAGGGAGGGGUCGAGGCAAAGGUACAACUAGGAGUUAUCGAAAGAUCGCGCGACAAGUGAGUACACCAGAUAGCGCACCAGCAGGCUUAGGCAGUCCACAGGCUGGAAUAGGCGGGCUGCAACAGCAUCAGCAACAACCGCAACAGCAAACGCAACAAACGCUUCAUCAGCCGGAUCCCAUGCAGCAAUCCAAGGACAAUCUGAAUCCCGCGGCGAACCAACAAACCGGGGCACUUAGGAACGGAAAUCCUCCGCCUCCUGUCGUUUCUAUGUCACCCGGAGUGAUGCCAUUCUACGGUGAUACUGGCGCCGGUUUCCGACCAGCAGCCGGCUUUGGGAAUACUGUUUGGCACCAGGGAGUCGCUCCCGUGGGAGCAGUUGCGGUUGAAACGUCAGCAGCACCAUGGCCACCUCAGCAGUUCAUUCAACAAAUUCCUGCUCCGAAUCAGCUCGAAGAGCUGAGGUAUCAUACCCAAUACACCGCCGCAGCGCCAUACCAUCCACAACCAGUCGCAUAUCAGCAGCAGACUUUCAUUACUACGGAUCAGUCGGCAUUUCAACGUGCCGGGGCGACAGGACAAUACACAAUCACGGGACAACCCUCACCCUUGCCACCAGUCGCCCCACAAACUGUACCAUCGACAGCUCAGAGGCCACUAAACGGUCAAUUCAUGGAUCCCGCUGCUACUGCAACCCAAUCAGUUGGUUAUGAAAGGCAGGAUUACGUCAAUGGUUACCAACAACAGGACGUGACGAUGGCACCGCCGCCUUCAACCACUCCGACGAGUCGUAGCAGUUCCGUACACAUGGACAACCAGCAACAACAGCAGGCCUCUCAGCAACAGCCGUCGCAACCGCAACAACAGCCAACGGAUACGCAGGUGAAGGGAUUCGCGACGAUCGCGGCCAGCAACGUGUCGGGAAACGAGAUGCCUGGGUAUCCACUUCAACCGGGCCCACAGAGUUUACACAACUCUAACGGAUAUCCAGGCUACGUGGAAAUGGGUCAACAAGUACAGAACCAAUGGCAGCCGCAGCAGGUAUCUCAGCAACCACAACACCAGCAACAGCACAUGCAACGGCAACAUUCGAUACCUGACGGUGGCCAACGGCAUUUAUGGUCCGAUACCAGUACCGGUACGAAAAUGAGCAACGUGAGCAACAACAUGAACUGGUCGGAUGGGACGUUACAGCAACAGCAUCAGCAACACCAGAAACCUUCUCAACAACAACAGCAACCGGGUAUGCAGAGCAAUAGUAUGAAAGGACAAGAGACACAGCAAAGUAUGCAGAUGCAAGGACAACAAGAAUUACCCCGACCAGCGAGUCAUAUGAGUUGGGAGAACGGUAGCGUGAAGGAGACGCCACAGACUCCGCAGUCGUGGACAGAUAAUACAGACAACAGUCAGCAGCAACAAACUCAGGGAAAUUGGUCGCGGCAGAGUCCGAAGCUGAGGGACGCUUCGCAGAAUCCGAGAUUGACACCGUCUAGUCAACAACAGCAGCCUCAGCACCAAGGCUGGCUGCAGCACUCGCCGAAGUUGUCAGACCAUCAGCAGAAUCCGUCUCAUCAAAACGCCCGGAUGACGCCCUCCAACCAACACAACUGGCAGCAGAGUAGUCCAGAGAUGCAACAGAACUCAAGUCAACAGAAUCCAAGGCUGACGCCAUCUAACCAACAGAUGCCGCAACCUGGGACGCAGCAACAACAACAGCAACAGCAGCAGCAGUGGUCACAACAGACGAAACUGGAGAAGAGUCCUAGACUUACUCCGUCUAAUCAGAUGUCCUGGCCAGACACGCCAACUAGUCAACCGAAUUGGUCGCCCAAUAGUAUAAAGAGCGACAGUAGUCAACAACCUCAACAACAAUGGCCAGAUUCGCAGCCUAGUCCGAGGAGAACGCCUGGCCAUCAACCGGGAACGUGGCAGCCUCAGCCACCCACACAAGAGAAUAAAAUGGAGAACCAAAUGUCUUGGUCACCGAACUCGGUGGCCGAGAACCAACCUACCUGGGGCCAACAAACGACCAAACAAGACAUGCAGAAUUCCGGGGAAAGAGUGCUUUGGCAGCAACAGGACACCGGAAAACCGAAUGGGUUCGUCGAUACGCAAGAUACUCAGGAGAGUAAUGUAUUUGCUCAAUCAAAUCGCGUGAAUUUGAACAGUCGACUGAAAUCGAUGAUUCUAAAUAAACAACAACAGCAACAACAGCAACAACAACUACAGCAUCAACAGCUUCAACAGCAGCAAUCGCAGCAACAGUCUCAGCAUCAAAUGAGCCAUCAGGAGCAACAACAUCACAAUAUGCAUCAUCAAAUGCAAUCUCAACAUGUGAACAGUAACAACGGAGCUAACGGCGAAUACCAUACAGAAGACAGGAUACGAGACACGCAUGACAAUACGGAGAAAUUGCAAGAGAAGCAGGCGGACCAGUAUUUAAGUCAGUCGAAUAUCAUCUCGAUGGCGCAAUCCAACGAAUCCUUGACCGGUAAUUUUUUAUUGCAUAGCCACCACCCUCGGGUCGAUAGUUUGCCCGAUGGUGGUGGCUUAUGGGAAUGGUCAGGAGGAAGUAAUAACACAUUAAACAACGGUACCGUUCUGCCGGAAAACGGAAUGAUGGUCAUCGACAGCUUCAUGAAGUUUGGUUCAGAGGACAAGUCCGUGCUGGACAAACCAUACGAAAAACAACAACAACAGCAACAGCAAUCACACUAUCACCAACAAUCACAACAACAACACGAGCAACGACAGCUAUGGAAGGAUGAAAGUAAGAGCCAUGACAAUCAAAACAUCGAGGAUAAAUCGUUUCAGAGGAGACUGUGCAUAGAGCAGCCAACCAACGAUAAGACUUUUGAAUCUUGCGAAAACAACAACGCAGACAGCGAGAAGAACGAUGGGACCGAGGACGACGUUGGUUUUUCAGAAACUCCAUUAGUUGCAUUAGUGAACAAGAACGACACAUCAAAUUAUCCAGAAAGCAGCGAAAAGAUUGCGUCGACGGAGCCAACCAACAGCUCUAACUGUGAUUCCUCUCAGAAUAUCAAGCAGGAGAACAUCGUCGAGUACGGUUGCUCUAGCUCCGAUUGCGUUCCAUCGCCGACGGUCUCGUCAAAGAGCGAUGGCUGCGCGUCGAAGGAAAUCAAGAGUGAACCGGACCAAAGGGCGCAGGAAAGUAACAACUACAAAUUUCGUGGCGAUGGCGGACCCGCUAAAGUGUCUCCGGGUGUCGGUUCGUGGUGUUGUCGACGAGGCGGCACCGAACAACCGACACCCGAACAUUUGCGGGAGGGUUGUUGCCAGGGUUUGCAAACGAGGGACGAGAUACUGGCCGACUCAGCAGAGAAGUCCGACGUAAAGAACGAAGGCACUCAAAGUCCACGUACCGGUAGCGUGCCUUCAACGACUAAGUUGCAAGAUCACUUGGACAAACUGAAGAACAAUGUCAGGAGCGAAGUGCCGGACUGCAACUGCUUUCCAGCUGACAAAUGUCCGCCAGAGCCCGGCUCGUACUACACUCAUCUCGGGGCGGCUGCAAGCCUGCCUGACCUACGGAACGAUCUUGAAAGAAGAACCGGCCUUAAGGGAAACGCCAUUAGAUUCGAAAAGGUCAUCUACACCGGAAAAGAAGGGAAAACCACUCAGGGAUGUCCAAUGGCUAAAUGGAUACUUCGACGAUCUGGUCUGGAGGAGAAGAUCCUGACCAUAGUGAAACACCGACAAGGGCACAAGUGUCCAACAGCUUGGAUCGUCGUGGCCAUGGUUGCUUGGGAAGGCGUACCCACUCAUGAAGCUGAUCGAAUCUAUUCCCUGUUAAGUCAUAAGCUGAAUCGAUUCGGUCUUCCUACUACUAGACGAUGUGGAACGAACGAACCGAGAACCUGUGCUUGCCAAGGUCUCGAUCCUGAUACUUGCGGUGCAAGCUUUUCCUUUGGAUGUUCCUGGUCAAUGUAUUAUAAUGGUUGCAAAUACGCCAGAAGUAAAACCGUCCGUAAAUUUCGAUUGUCAGUACGAUCAGAGGAGCAAGAAGUCGAAGAAAGAAUGCACGUCCUAGCAACACUUUUAUCGCCUCUGUAUCUCAGCCUUGCACCGGAAGCAUUCAACAAUCAGACACAAUUCGAACGGGAAGCGAGCGAAUGCCGUUUGGGAUUUAAACCUGGCCGACCUUUUUCCGGUGUUACGGCCUGUAUCGACUUCUGCGCGCAUUCUCAUCGUGAUCUUCACAACAUGAACAACGGAUGUACAGUGGUGGUCACUAUGACAAAACACCGAUCUCUAUCAAAACCUGAAGAGGAACAGUUGCACGUACUUCCCCUUUACAUCAUGGAUACUACGGAUGAGAAUGGGUCGAAAGAGGGACAGGAUGAGAAGGUUCGCGCUGGAGCUGUAGAAGUUUUGACAAAAUAUCCUUGCGAAGUGAGAGUUCGAUCGGUUCCACUCCAACCCUGCAGAAGACACGGCAAGAAAAGGAAAGAAGACGAGCCAGAUACCAUUAGCAAUAAGAAAGAUAGUUCCAAAAGCACUGCUGAAAAAAUAGCGGACCCAGGACGCGUACCAGGACACCAAGAAAUACCUAGACCGCAAAUGAGGGACUCCCAACUAUCCCUGGAAAUGGCGUCUAUGUUCGAAGGAAUGGAUGCUCAAUUACAAAGCUCUCAGGUGUCCUCCACUGUUCUAGACAGUCCAGUGUCCAUGUAUCAAGGAUGGAGUUACCAGAAUGAACAACAGUGGGGUAGAAACGGUUGGCUCGAUCAGCGAAAAAAUAAUUGGUUAAACCCGUGGAGAGAAUACUCGUUCAGUGGUCUGGACAGAGACGCAAAAGUUGACCCAGAUAGUACAAGUCUAGACGAUAUCAGGCCUAGGAGCACCGUUUCUCAGGAUGAACAUCGACCAGGUUCGCGAAAUUUGCCUAAUUCCACCAUGGACUCGCCGAGGAACUGUUAUCCACACUCACCGAGAGCUCAUCCUAUUUCACCAAGGAGCUCUCAUACAGGAACACCAGGGGAUAUCGGUUACUCCAUGUCUCCUAGAGGAUGUCCAACUACACAUCAAGACCAAAAAAUUGCUUCGCCAAGAAGCUCCGGGUAUCCGGACACGGGCUACGGCCAUCCACCUCCCAAUUCCAAAAGUUAUCCGAAUAUGUACGACACCAGGCAGGGUAGUACAUCCCCGAAGACAAGCUGUACAAAUUUUCCGGUCCAUUUGGAUCAGAGGAACGCACUCAACCGAACGAAUCAUCAUCAUCAAUCGCACAACGUAAAUAACAUUCGAAACGUUGGACAGAGCUGCGAUCAGUCGAAAUUGCCGUACUCCAGACCUGCGCAAGAUUCUAGUCAGCAAAAGUACCCUACCACGCAGAACUACUUAGAGGCUCAAAAAUCGCAGAUCGAACAACCUUUUGUGAACAGGAUACCAGGCCAUUAUCACCCCCCUCAUACCGCGCAGUCCGGUAGAAAUCUUCCAUAUCAGGGCCAGCACGAUUCAAACGCGGACAUGUUCACUGGCCUGUCGGUGUCUUCUUGCAUGGGCAACACUAGUCACAAGCCGUUCAGCGCCACGAAUGCGGAUCUAUUGCUACACAGCUCGACGCAUCUUCCGCCCAACAAUCCACCAAACGGCACUCAGAGCUUAGGAUCAUUCGAUCAGAGAAAAUAUCGGAUGUAUAAGGUUCCUGAACAAAAGACACCCGGAAUUAGUCAAAUGUCACCGGCGCCCUCUGACCAAGUGGGAAGCUGGAACAUGCUAGGUACUUGGUACCCCGACCAAAACAAACCUUUCGAUCAACAACAGAUUUAUAACGAUCAAAUAGGUCCUGAUAGAAAUCACCAGCAACCUACAGACCACCAGAAAACAUUUAAUUGGAACGAUAGAGUACCGCAUCCGGACCAGUCGAAACCACCUUGCUGGGAAACACCCUCGGAUCCUUCUCCGUUCAGGGUGCCAAAGGGCAGACCACCGUCGAGGACAGCGUCAAACCAGAAUCCAAACACAGACAAUACAUAUCAAAAUUCUUCCAAUAGAACGUUCCUUAAGCCUCAGGAGCCGACGCGGAACGGUGUCUACGCGGACAGUCCAAGCAACAACGCGGUGCAAAGCAGCAUCACGACACAUCAAGGUAACCAACGAAGAACAGAGUGGCCGGAAGAUAAGACGAAGGAGAGUUUCCACGAUUCCAGACAAAACAUCGCGAAUUCAAACUCGAACUGCUUUCCAUGGGCCGAAGAGAUGAAACAGGUGCAAGACUUCCACGGGAUGCCGGGCUUGGGACAUCCUCACGCUUCCUUCCCACAAUACGGACUGUAUCCAACAUACCCUGUCUUUGACAAACCAUAUUCUAAUUCUUGGGAAGGCUACAACUAUCACCAAUCGUAUCCACACCAUCAGGCGCCGGAAUAUCCACCUCAAUUCUAUCAGCAACCAAAGAGAGAGGCCUGCUUUCCUUCGCCUCAAUAUCCCUAUCAAGGAGUGCCCCCGUAUCAAGGUUUGAAUCCAGGUUGGGCGAGAUGGGACACUCCUCGCUGGGAUAUUUACGGACCACCACCCUACUUUCCGGUGUUACCAGAGCCUCCUCCAAAAGCAGAACCACUAGGAGAGGUAGCCGACUAUUCCGACAAUGAAGAGUGCUUCAAGGAUUCGCAGAUGGGUGGAGUUGCCAUUGCAUUGAGCCACGGUAGCGUGUUGUUCGAGUGCGCCAAGCACGAGAUGCAUGCCACCACGGCUCUCAAAAAGCCUAAUCGUCUGAAUCCAACCAGAAUCAGCCUGGUCUUUUACCAACAUCGUAAUCUUAACCGACCAAGACACGGAUGGGACGAAUGGGAAGAAAAGAUGCGACUCAGGAAACUAGGUGUUGCGAGUACCACCACCACCACUACUACUACAUCAUCGUCCACUUCGCAAUCACUGUCUACUCCAUCAACUCCAACCAGUCCAGCCAGUGCAAUCAACACCGAAAAAUCCACUCCGCUACCUUACAUACCCAGUGUUCCUAGUUCUCAGUUCAUGAUGAGAUCGCCUACGUAUACCACCAUGACCUGGACCACACUUUUCCCAAUGCAUCCGUGCAUGAUAACUGGCCCAUAUCAGGAGGGAGGGGCCAUUGGAUGAGUAAACGUCGAAGGGCGCGAUUCCAGCCAUCGAUGAGCAAGAACCGUGCCAGGAAUCGAUCGAGCGAUCUCGUCGGACUGAUCGAGUGAAAAAGUGGGUUUCAAACGACACGAAUCUCACUUGACGACGCUGUUCCGUGCCGUGUAACUUCGACACGAAGAACGUGAAACGAGUCACGAGAACAACGAGAGAAACAGAGCAACAAGCAGCUAACAUUGAGAGGGGAUCAACAAGCAAAAAGAGCAAACUGUCAUCAUGAGAGGCUUUCUAUCGCAAUUCUAUCAGGUCAUCGUCCUAGAUGUGUAUAGUUGUUAUUGACGAAAAAAGACAAAACGAAGAUGAAGAAGAAACAACACGUUUGCACUGCCAUUUUUCUAUCUCACGUUUUUCGGGGAAUAAAUAAUAAACGUAACAGACAGGGGAAACAAAGGAGAGGCAAGAAAAGUUAGCAGCAGGUGACUGGUUCGCAACGCAGACGUUUCGUCGCGGGAUUCAAUUUUAAUCGGGGCUUCCCUUUUUAUAUCGAUCUUUUACACGAAUCACGGUAAAAUGUUGCGAGCGAACAAGAAAAGGAAAUCAGAUCAACAAUGGAUAUCGAACACGAUGAAGAUGUUUGGUAUCUAGAAUGGCAAAUUCAAGGCUGAAGGUGGAGGAGGAAUACGAAGCAGCUGAUCGACAGAGACGUGUCACGCGCUUAGAGAAACACUUGAUCGCAAUCGAGGCUAAUUUUCACGGUAACUGGAUUAACAGCACAAAAGGGCGAUCGGCCACGUUCUUUCGAAGAACCAGUGUUCUUUUCGAGAAAUGACUUCGAAUAUGUUAUAUGACCUAGAGUAGAAUAAAUGGAAAGUAAAAAUAUGGGAAAAAGGACAAAAGAAGAAAAAACGAUGUAGAAAAGUAAGAUAAUGAAAGGAAGACGAAGAACGAAUGAAACGUAUCCAAUUAUAUAUCUUUGAUUCUUUUUUUAUUUUUUCUUUCUUUUUUGUUAUUUUUAGGAAAAGGUCUCGUAUUCUGGUAGAGUCGUAAUCGUAUUUAGCUAGUCCAUGCCUAGACGCGAUAGAUAAUUUUUUUCUUCGCAAUAUUUUAACACACGGCACACGGAGUUGCAAACAUGUACGCUGAUAGCACGUGCGCGCUUGCUAUGAUCCAUUUUUGUACAAAGCUGGGUCAAUUUUGUAACUAUGAGAGUCGAUCUGCCGUUUAUUUUUCCGCACGUUCUCCUUUUUGUAACACGUGUACCCCAUUGUUGUUGUUGUUGUUGUUGUUGCAUCAUCAUACACAUACAUGUGCAUCAUGCAGGACCAAAAUCGUCCUUAAUUCUAAUUCGAUUAAUCGGCGCCAUCGUAGUAGAUUUUUAUCCAACAUCAUCCAGCCCAUAAAUCAUCUAAAACGCCCACAAAUCAUAACUCCAAAAAAUCGAACGACGAUAUGCAUAUAUAGUUUCGGGUGGAUCCUUUGUAAAAGUCGUCUGGAUAAUCUUCGAUGCUCCACAUGGAAAAACGGAGCUCACACAUAGACACGUUACACACGUACACGCGUAUAAUACAUAUACUGACACGAAAAUGAUCUCAAGUUUUUAAGCUAAUUAAUUAAACGGUAAAUAUCAACGUUUAAUGUAUUUCUUUUCUCUUCUCUCUCUCUCUCUCUCUCUCUCUCUCUCUCUCCUCUUUUUCUCUUAAAUUUCUCUCUUUCUUUUGCACAUAUUAUCUAAAACCUUUCUUUCUCUCGUUUUCUCUCUUUUCGUUCGUCUAUUGUACAUUGUGCUUGUUAAUCAUCGUAUUUAUUUCGUAAUUCACUUGCACGUGCUUGCAUCCGUAGCUCUAUCCUAUUAAAUCGAUUACGUAAAAAAGAUUCAAGAGCAAGAACGAUGUGACGAGGAGGCACACACAGGCGAUUCGAUAAUAUAAUAUGUAUAUAUAAUAUAUGUGUAUAAUAUAUAUAUAUUAUAUAUAUUAUAUAUAUAUAUAUAUUAUACAUAUAUAUACAAUAAUUGCUAUAAUAUUAAUAUCGAAUUCUCGGGUCGGUUCAGUACAAACACACACAAAUAUACACAUCAUAUACACAUGAGAGAAUCGUGAGAUAAUUUUUUAAUAUAGAAUAUCGAACUGUGAGGGGGAGAGAAAUGCGUCGGUCGUCGUGGUGCCAUUUCCUUCGUCAGCUACGUUCUUCCCAUUGUUUCUUUUUUGUUCUCUCUGUUUUUUUUUUUUUUUUAUUCAUUCUCCAAGCCCUUUAGAGUCUAUAAUCGCGAUUCCAGGUCCACGAUCAAAUCUAUGGAUCUCGGGUAUCCUGAUUUAUGUUAUAGAUAUAUAUAUAUAUAUAUAUAAGCCUUUCGAGAGGCGAUCUUCUCGAGCGAGGAAGACACGCGCACAGAGAUCCAAUUGUUUCGCGGUAGAUCACAGCGGCCAGCCGGCGAGGUUCGACGUUAUUUAACGAGUGCCAGUGUUGGAAGAUGAGCCAGAGAGUCAGAAAAUGAAAAAAGAACAAAAAAAAAAAAGAAAGAGUAAAAACCGGGAGCAUCCGUAUUAAUCGUACGCGUCGUUCGAACGAUCCCUAUGUUUUCUUACAUAGACCAGCUACAUUUGGCGUAGCUACCUCGAAACAUCCUUCGCCACUUCCGGCUAGAUCCACUGCUUUUCCUUCAAUCGUAUUGUUUUUUUUUUUUUUUUUUUAACUCAUUCAUCGAUCGUUUGUGACUCGAUCGAUGAAUACCAAAAUCAAAAAAAGAAAAGAAUCGUGGUAUCGAACGAAGGGAAGGAGAAGGCAGAGGUGGAAAGGAGAAUUCAGACGAUCAAUAUUAUUGUCAAUAUUAUUGUCAAUAUUUAAGGUUCUUAACAUUGUAUUGACAAUAUAUAUUGAUCAUCUAGAGGAUCUUGUACGUACAAUAAUGUUGAGAACCCGAAAUAUUGACAGCAAUAUUGAUCGUCUAAACGCUCCUGAAGAGGUCUUUUUAAUUGAAAAGAAAUAGCUAAAAUCGAGGGAUAUUUUGCUCGAUGAUAAGACCGAGGAUGAAUCAUGAUCACGUGUUAGUUUUGUUUAAUUGGUUCAUUGAAUCGAAACAAUCGAUCGAUCGGUUUCUUGCCUUUCGAAGUUUCGAUUCACGACCACGCUAACGCGUAAGCGUAUGCGUGGGGAAGAAAUCGAAAAGAGAAUCGAAUAGAAAAAGGAAAAUCAUGGUUGUUCGUGGAAAAUCGAUGGGUCUGCACGAUAAUCGACAGAGAGGCGCUACUAUUGUAAGAAGAAGGGUGGUGAAAAAACGCGUCCAAUCCUCGCCCAUCGAAGUAUUAUAAGAAUCAUUAAUAUAUUAUCAUUCAUUAUUAUCAUAAUGUAGUAGUAAUAAUAAUUAUUAGCGGCAAACAGUAAUAAUUAGUAAUAUAAUCUAAUUUAAUCCGACUAUUUAUUAAUUAAGUUUUGACAAAACGCGUUGGUCUAUUAUAUUUUUAUUAUUAUAUUUUUUGCUGUACUAUCUUCCUUUUUUCUCCUUAUCUUUUCCUUUCCUCUCUUUUUCUUCGGUUUAAUUCUUGUUUCGUAACAUUGAACGAUCGAGUUCAAGUCGAGAGUACGCACCAAGCCUUUCCACUUAUUUCCCAUUUUCUUUUCUUCUUUUAAUUUUGUGUUCUCGCUUAUAUUCUCUCUCUUUUCCUCUCUGUUUUCUUUUCUUUUUUUUUUUUUUUUGUAAAAUUGUUUAGCACGAGCGUGAAACAAUAUCGUCGAUAACACACUCGUACCUUUUUAAAACGCUAGUCGUCCCUUUCGUUUUCUAAAUUUCUUUCCUUAAUCGAGUCUUCUUUUUUCUCGUUUUAUAUCUCGGUAUCGUCCUUCGUUUUACCGUACGACGAACUUUUAUUCGCUAAGAGCAUAAUCGUUCCUCCAUUUUUAACGCGCGACUCCGCAGUCUCUACGUUCUAAAGUAGAUGAUAUCAAAUAAAUAAACGGUGAAUAAAAAUCGACUAUUUUUCUAUUAGACGAGUACCAUUUUUCGAUUAGGUUUUCUAAUACCGAGAAUCGAUCUCAGCCAGUCAAUUAAACAUCUAACAAACAAAAAAAAAACUCACAAAACCAAAAUAAAGAAAUAAAAGUUCACGCUGAAAUCGCAAAAUACAUUUCUAUUUUUUUAACCGUUUUGAAAGAUCGUCCUAUAAAGAAAGGAAACAAAAAUGUAAGCUUGGUUAGUCAUCCAGUUCUUUCUUCUUUGCAAGCAAAUGUUUCGAUCACAACACUCUUCUUGUUUCUUACGAACGAUUUGCUAACGACGAAUGUUUCUGCUCGAUCGUGAAGCGUCUUCGGCUAUGACUUCACCCCAUGUCGAUCUUCAUCGAAGACUAUUCACGUUCGAUUUCGUAGAAAUGGUUCUCUGCUUUCGAACGCUCAUGCGACGGUUACAAUGAAAUUAAAACGAUACAAAUAAGAGGAAACGCACGGUGAAACCAGAAAAAUGAUUGGACGAGAAAAGAAUGUUUUUAUGAGAUUUAUUACACACUCUCGAUCGUAAUCUAUCGAUUUCGUAUAGAUCUAUUAUCGACAACUAUUCGUACUUUUUACAAUUUGUUGAAUUAGGUAUUUUAAAAUAGAUGAAUUUUAGAGAUAAUGAAAUGAAGAAUCAAAACGGAACCAGUGAUUAUAAUAAUCUUUUUUAGAUUCGAUUUAUCAUCGAUGUUAAUUCUGUCUCAAUUUUACAAACAAUGAAGAAACGAUACGUUUACUUAUUUUAUUAUUAUAUAUGUCUCAGAGCGAUCGUCAGCCGUGGACGGAUCGUCGUUUGAAACGCUCCUGUUCCUUUCACAUUCGCACACGUUUCUUUCCUCGAUCGCGAUCCAUGGAUCCGCUUAGAAUGAUCCGCGCGAGGCACACAGGCAAGGUUUUUCUCUCGUCGACUUCCGAAUGAUUCUCAGUUGCGUGCGUGAGUACAAUGUUAAGGAAUGUUUGAGAAAAAGAAACUAAAUAAGAAAAGGAACAAAAGGAAAAACGAAGAGAAGAACAGGUUUCGUCGCAGGAUUUUUCGAAAGGAAUAUUUUCAUAAAAAUCAUACGACGAACCGGUUGAACUUCCAGUUACGAUCGAUAAACAGAACAAACGUAACAGGACAGGACGAAACGGAACAGAAGUGAAAAGGGAAAAUCGGCUAGUUAUCGUUGCUGUUCUUUUCUUUUUUGUAUAGGAUGCGUGGAAAAAAUUGUAUCGUCACGAUGCCAAAAUAGUAUUAAAUAUUUGCGGUAAUAAUUAAGGCGUAAGAAGAGGAAUCGCUAGCUGUUGUACUCGAUGAUGAUUGUCGUGUGUAGCGAGAGCAGGAAGAAAAUGAAUGUGACGCACGCGAACGAGUUUUAUUGCCAAUACUGUACCUUUUUCCUCUCGAAAGGAAGAUCGGAAGUUGGAUGAGAAAAUCGAUUUUAGCGUCGAUCAGGGCAUGAUUCGAUAACGUGAUUGUACGAACGAGGUGGAAUGAGAGCAGGAAAAAAAGGAAGGAUGAAAGAAAGAAAGAAAAAGGUUGAAAACUGUAUUUUUUCUUCCAAUACCAAAAAGAUGCCAUUUUGUUUUGUAUGAAAAAACCUAUAAAAAAACUCGUAAAAAAAAAAAUAUAUAAAAGGAAGAAGGAGAAGUAAAUGAAACGAAGGAGAUAUGGUGAGAAUGUGUAGGAAUUAAAUAUAGGAGGAAGUUUGGGGAGGAGUUGAAGCCAGGCGGGGUUGAACAAAUUUUUUAAAUAGUUUGUAGCGAGCGUAAUAUAACAAUUGUAAUAACAGAUUGCAGAACAAAUUACAAAGAUGCAAAACAGAUAAAUAUUUACGCAACAAAUAUACUUGAUGUAUAUCUGUCUCGUGAGAUGAAUAAUAAUAAUGAUAAUACUAAUAAUAAUAAUAAUAAUAAUAAUAAUAAUAAUAAUAAUAAUAAUAAUAAUAACAAUAAUAAUAAUAAUAAUAAUAAUAAAGUAAAAAAAAUAAAAAAGAACAAAAAAGUAAUGAAACCACUUGUCCGCCUUAUGAAGCCAGAAUAAUACAAUAGGUGAUCGAUCGAUAAGAAUUGACAAAACAAAAUAAAAAAAGUAAAGUAAAUUAAAAGUAACAGGUUAAUUAACGGUAAGUGCGAAAAUCGCGAAACGCUUGUCACAUAUUUAUGUUUACCUCUUAAAUAUGUAUAUGUAUAUAUUUAAGGAAACUUGUAUGUACAUACAAGCUCGUAUAUACAUACAGAGUGUGUUACACCGUUAGAAACAAAUAAAUAAAUAAAAUCGAGUAGAGAAUCAGAAAAAGAGAGACAGGUAAAAAAUGAGGGAAUGAUAAAAAAAGCGUUGCUCGCAAUUUUUGCACUUAGGUACCAAAACAAUAUUCCCUGGAUCCCCCGAAAUAGGGCAUACGAAUAUAGCGCUACGUAUACACCGGUUACAUAUGUGUACAUAUAUUUUUGGAUAAAGAACCCAGAAGAAAAAAAAAAGUUUUAAAUCGAAAUUCGGACCGCGACGCAAAUCAUGAAGUUGUUUCGAUGGAUCGUUUCUCGACGCGAUGAUCGUUUACGAACGAACAAAUAUUCAAAACGGAAAACGAAUAAACAAAAAAAGUAAGAGUUGAAGAUUGCAUGGUAUAAAAAAAAUUGAAACGAGUAAAAAAAGUACUAUGAUGAUGAUUCUUUUCUGUUUCUUUUCAUAAUUUUCCGUGAAAUCGAUUCGAUUAUUGGUAUCAUAUUAUUCGCGAUCGUAUUCGUUAAACGAUCUAUGACGAGAAAAAUUGUCUCCUUCAAUCGUGAUUGCAGAUAGUGCAUCGAGAAUAAACGAAAUGAAAAUGGAAUAGGUAUCACGAAAAAAGAUACGAGACAAAGAUAUAAUUAAAAGAUAAUAAAGCAUAAUGGAAUGGGGGAGACCCGAAGUGAUCUAUCGAAAAAACAUUCCCCAUGCAUCCGGUCCAAAAAAAUGUAUUUAUGAAUAUUUAUUUACGCGAGACUAAAUGAGAUGGAAAAAAGAGGAAAAUGAUGAAUGAAAGAAAAUCUAAUAUAUUGACGAUUUAAUAAAAUAGAUGGUCAUAAGUUUAAGAUGUAAGUUUUAUAAUGAAUAUAUAUAUUAUAUAUAUAUAUAUAUAUAAAUCUACAUAUAUAUAUAUAUAUUUACUUGUAAAGCGUUUUAUUGCCUUUCGCCAAGUUCGAUCGCGCCAAAAAGAGCCGAACGAGCGGAAGGGAUAGCGAAGCAAUGGUGGUCGAAAGAAAUGAGGAAAAACUCAUUCUCGAUUCAAAAAAAAAAUUUAAAAGAAUAAGAAAACGUGGUAAUUAAAAAAUUAUCUGUCAACAAUGAACGUGAGCAAAUGAAACGAACGUGAAUAUCCGCGAAGAUAAAGUAAUUAAUUAAUUAAUUACGUCAGAGAGUGAUCUUCGUUUUUUGUCGUACCAUCGUGAACGUUGACGAUGUAACUUAUUAUUAUUACUAUUAUUAUCAUAUUACUAUUAUUAUUACGUAUUGUAUUUUUUUUUCUUAUUUCUGUUUCCAGUCCAUGUUUUUUAAUUCUCAAUAUUACUUUUAGAACAAGCGACAACAAAAAAGAGAAAUGUGACAAACGAUAAAAAAAAGAUCGAAGCAUUGAUCGCCGUGCAUUUCUAUUCCGAUCGAUCAACUGAAACGCGAAAUACGUGACGAAAUGCACGUGGAUCAAUUACGUAACAACAAAACACUAACAUACAAAAGAAAAAAACGAAAGGAAAAAAACAAAAUCACGGGUGUGCUUUUGAGCGAUGAGAAAUCAGACGUACACACGUAUACACAGUACGCACACGUACAAAUAAGAGGAAAAGACACACAGAGACACGGAUACACACGUACAAACACAUACAUACACACCGUAUGCUUAGAGUUUAGUAGCGAUUUAUAGACGAUAAGCGAUAGAGUAAUUUAAACUGAUCAUUGCUAUCGAUGACUAUUAUUGACAUAAGAGUACAUUUAGACGAAAAAUAUGUUAUUAAGUAAGAUGUAAUUGUCCUUUGUGAAUAUACAUAAGAGAGAAAUGAGAAAUACAAGAAACUUUUAUGAUAAAAA